Molecule: messenger RNA, 1149 nt
Organism: Mesorhabditis spiculigera
Lineage: Eukaryota; Metazoa; Nematoda; Chromadorea; Rhabditida; Rhabditidae
Source: the annotation of a GenBank genome assembly
AUGGAGAAGGAUAAACCUAUUGUUUUUCCAGAUUCCGGCAAAAUUCGGGCUCGAGGAAUCUUGUGGCGCCCAGCGAGGGUGGCGUUCUCCGGAUUGAUGCGUCAGGUGCUCCUCGAAGAGAGGACGCUGCUUCCAACACAUAAAGCAUCUCGCCUCCUACAGAGUACCCGAAGACUGUCGGAGGGCUCACAUCGAGAGGGCGGUGCCGGAGACCCCGCCCCACGGUUUCCAGGGAUGCCACAACGAAUACCAUGGGAAUUCCCGAAGUUGAUCUUCCUAUUUUUCUACCUUGCCCUCGCUGGCAGCAGUAAUUGGGCCGUAUUUUCAUUUACACAUGACCGAGCGGGCAGAGAACCCCUCCCGGAUAUACUCUUCGAUUUCUUCGAACGGACCCUAGGCAUGCCGGAACAGGAAUGGGCGGCCAGAUGGGGCGACUAUUCAGUUACGGCAAAUAUUGUUUGCUUAGUUGCGCUUUUAAUCUUCCACCGAUACCGGUUUCUCAUCGUCCGGAGGGCAUUUUUCAUUGCCGGGACCUUGUACAGUAUGAGAUCCGUCUCGUUGCUAGUGACACAGUUGCCCCCAGGUUAUACAGACAACUAUGCCCGGUGUCGAGGUCACGAAAACGCGAGUUGGACCACAUUCUGGGACCGACUCGGAGAGCAGACGAUCCGCAUGGGAUUCCAAGCAAAAGCAGGGAUGCUUUGCGGAGAUCUCCUCUUCUCCGGCCAUACCCUUGUCAUGAUGACCUGCACACUGUCCGUCUACCACUAUUUGCCAAAGAAGUGGAAGCUACUGGCGGCCGUCCCUUCUUUGAUAUCCUUGUUUGGGAUGUCGUGUCUGAUCAUCUCGCAUACGCACUACACCAUUGACGUCAUUUUUGCGUAUUGGUUGACGAACUUUGUGUUUAUGGUAUAUCACGCGUACGUUGAGGGCGACAUUUUUGUCGAGCGAAAACAGUCGGUGCUGCACGGGAUGCUGAUUAUGAAGAUUGUAUAUUGGUUGGAGGAGAAGAUUAUACCUGGAAAGGUCGACAAUACGUUAGCGAUUCCGUUCGCCAGUUUAUUCGGCCAUCGAUCGCCGGGGCACCAAAAACAAAUCUCCGUGAGCUCCGCUUCGACUUUCGGCUCCGGCACCCCAUUCUGCAACGCA